AUGGCUACGGUUACCACCACCAGGACCCUACCUGGUGGCAACCAGAAGAUGGAAGCCGUGUCCGGUGCUCCUGUACAACUUCUUCAGUCCCGGGAGACCGGUGAGGUUGACCCCAGGCCAAAGCCUGGAGAAAGGCCAGCAGUCGCAAAGUCAUGGGCACACUUUGUAGCUGGAGGUGUCGGCGGCAUGACAGCAGCAACCCUCACAGCCCCCCUCGACGUCCUCAAAACCCGCCUCCAAUCCGACUUUUACCAAGCCCAGCUCAAGGCCUCCCGCGCCGCCCACGUCGGCCCCAUGAACCCCCUCCGCACGGCAGUCUACCACUUCAACGAAACCGCCUCGAUCCUCGCGGCCGUGUACAAGGUAGAAGGCCCGCGCGCCUUGUUCAAGGGUCUCGGCCCCAACCUCGUCGGCGUCGUCCCUGCCCGCGCGAUCAACUUCUUUACAUACGGCAACAGUAAACGUUUGUUGGCUCAAUGGUUCAAUGAUGGGAAAGACGACUCGACAUACAUCCACCUCUCCUCGGCCAUCAUAGCCGGUGUGGUAACGAGCACGGCGACGAACCCGAUCUGGAUGGUCAAGACGAGAUUGCAGCUUGACAAGAACCUCGCGGCUGAGGGCGGGAUCGCGACGAGGCAGUACAAGAACAGUUUGGACUGCAUCAAGCAGGUGCUGAGGAAUGAGGGCAUUUACGGGCUCUACAAGGGCAUGAGCGCGAGUUAUCUGGGCGUGGCCGAGUCGACCCUGCAGUGGGUGCUGUACGAGCGGGCGAAGAAGAGUCUGGCGAGGAGGGAGGAGAGGUUGGUGAUUAGCGGGAAGGAGAGGACGUGGUGGGAUACGACGGUGAGCUGGAUGGGGAAUGCGAGCGCGGCGGGAGGGGCGAAGUUGAUUGCGGCCAUUUUGACUUACCCUCAUGAGGUUGCCCGGACAAGACUCCGUCAAGCGCCCAUGGCGGACGGCAGACCAAAGUAUACCGGCCUGGUUCAGUGCUUCAAGCUUGUGGCCAAGGAGGAGGGCAUGGUCGGUCUCUAUGGAGGCAUGACGCCGCACCUGCUCAGGACCGUCCCAAGUGCGGCCAUCAUGUUUGGCAUGUACGAGGGCAUCCUGAGACUGCUGCAACCUUCGCAUCAUGAGCCAUGA
Molecule: messenger RNA, 1140 nt
Organism: Podospora anserina S mat+
Lineage: Eukaryota; Fungi; Ascomycota; Sordariomycetes; Sordariales; Podosporaceae
Exons: 3
Coding region: 1-1140 (379 amino acids)
Biological process (GO): pyrimidine nucleotide import into mitochondrion
Cellular component (GO): mitochondrion
Molecular function (GO): pyrimidine nucleotide transmembrane transporter activity
Source: RefSeq, a predicted model, not a curated record